AUGUUUCGAUUCAUAACACUGUGUUUGGUUCUUAUCGGUCUUACAGUUGCAAUACCAGUCGACAACGGGGUUGAAGGUGAACCGGAGAUCGAAUGUGGACCGUCUUCAAUAACUGUCAAUUUCAAUACUCGUAAUCCAUUCGAGGGACACGUUUACGUUAAAGGAUUAUUCGAUCAGGAAGGAUGCAGAUCAGACGAAGGUGGACGUCAGGUCGCUGGUAUAGAACUACCUUUUGAUACGUGCAACGUGGCACGUACUCGAUCUUUAAAUCCUCGGGGAGUAUUUGUGACAACGACUAUCGUUAUCUCUUUCCAUCCACUAUUUAUGACAAAAGUUGAUCGUGUUUAUCGUGUCCAGUGCUUUUAUAUGGAAGCCGAUAAGACUGUCACUACUCAACUUGAAGUUUCUGAAAUUACAACGGCUUUUCAAACACAAAUUGUCCCAAUGCCUAUUUGCAGAUACGAAAUUCUUGAUGGCGGUCCAACCGGGCAACCAAUUCAAUUUGCUCUUAUUGGCCAACAGGUUUACCAUAAAUGGACAUGUGAUUCGGAAACGGUUGAUACAUUCUGUGCCAUUGUGCACUCAUGCUUUGUUGAUGAUGGCAACGGUGACACCGUUCAACUUCUCAAUGAAGAAGGAUGCGCUCUUGAUAAAUAUUUAUUGAACAACUUGGAAUAUCCAACCGAUCUUAUGGCUGGCCAAGAAGCUCAUGUCUAUAAGUAUGCUGACCGAUCACAACUGUUCUACCAAUGUCAAAUUGCUAUAACCAUUAAAGAUCCAAACAGCGAAUGUGAACGACCAAGAUGCAUCGAACCGCAUGGUUUUGGUGCUGUUAGAGCAAGUGGAGUUGCCCAACGUUUAGCAGCAGGUGCUGCUCAAUUACGACUUCUUCGAAAACGCUCGGCAGAUGAUAAUACUGUAGAUGUCCGUGCAGAAUUUGAUGCUCUCGAUAUCUUGGAUCAGAAUCAAGUUUUACCGGAUGAAAUUCGUUAUCGAGCACGACUUCAAUAUGGACAACCAGUUGUACUUCAAACUGUUCGAAAUGGAAUUUGCAUUUCGCCAAUUGGCUUUUCUAUGUUUAUAGGAAUUGGAAUAUUUAUUGUUGCAGCAUCGAUGGUACUCACUAAAUUUUUACGCAAAUAA
This is a messenger RNA of Dracunculus medinensis (Guinea worm), 1143 nucleotides long. The record is from the annotation of a GenBank genome assembly. NCBI's taxonomy places the organism in Eukaryota, Metazoa, Nematoda, Chromadorea, Rhabditida, Dracunculidae.